UGUGUUAUGGUUAUAAUUUUCAGAGCAUAUAAUAAUCUAGCAACUGUUCAUAUUUAUCUCUGUGAAUGGAUUUAAAUUGUAAUUUAUAUUUGAUUAUACUUUGUUACAAUUAGUUAACUUUAUUUACAGAUAUGUCAAUCAAUAAUUCAUCACUUACUAUUGAAACUGUGAAAAACUGCAACAUAGAAUGUCUACAGUCUCUAUUGGACAACGGAAAAGAAAACAUAGAUGUGGUCGAUAACUAUAUGCGCACCCCUCUACACUGGGCUGUGUGCAGAAAUUUUGAACAAGGUGUGGCUCUGCUGUUGGAAAGAGGUGCCAAAGUUAAUGUGCGUGAUUGGAGACAGCACACACCCUUGCACUUGAGUUGCUGUGUUAGAAGUAAAAAUAUGAUCAGUGCUCUUCUAGAAAAAGGAGCGGAGAUAAAUUGUGUGGAUGAGUGUAGGAGAUCUCCUCUUAUUGUGGCAGCAAUCAUAACAUUCAAGGAAGGUAUUGCAUUAAUGCUUACUAGAGGAGCUGAUGUGAAUACCCAAGACAUGGCAGGAUGUUCACCUCUACACUAUGCUACUAUAAGUAGGCACCUGCAUACAGUAAAGAUGCUGUUAAAUAAUGGAGCCAAAUUGAACCUUAAGAACAACAAUGGUUACACCGCUUUGCACAUAGCUGCCAAGUUGUCUCAGAGGUGUAUUGUAAGACUGUUGUUACUGUACGGUGCUGAGGUGAAUGCUCAGGAUCACAGUGGCAGCACACCUUUACAUCUGAUUGUCCAUGGACUGGACGACAGUCAGAACGAUGUUGUGGAAGAUUUACUUGACUGGGGGGCAUCGCUGAUUAUUACAGAUGAGGAUGGAAAUACACCUUUGUCCAUAGUGGCUAAGAAGUGGGUUCCUGGGGAUGGUUUGAUUAAACACCUUAUUAAAUUGCAAUGUGUUAAUUUACAACUCGCUUACAAGGCAAGUUAUACAUGCUCUAACUAUUCUCUAGAGGGAUACAAAACAUUGUGCUCCAAAGAAUUGACAAAGUUGAAAAUAACCAGAUUUUGCAAUCAAUCCGUACUUGAUGUGUUUUCCAAAUAUGAAGACCCUACAUUUUUAUCAAAUGUUGAAAUGCGUGAAGCUAUAUACUCGUCAGAGUUUGAAACAGAGUUCCCGUUAUACACUGUGCUUUUGAGAGCAAUGUUCAGACAUGCUGAGAAACGUGUUUCUUUGAUGAAUGCUGCUCAGGGUGUUCUUAUCCACGUGAUCGAUGCACACCUCCCCUAUGAGAUUUCCAGAAAAAUUAUCUCCUACUUGUCUAAUGACGACAUUGUGAACAUAAUAACUGCUGAGAAUUGCGUUUGCCUGAUCAGGCAACCUCUGGGGAACCCGAGGGCCAUGAGCCACCUGGUGGCCCAGUGCAAUGAGCGGUUUGAAGAUUCAAACCAUAGAUAUAUGGCAAUCAAGAGUUCAUCACUGAUUGAAGCUGUGAAAAACUGCAGUAUCCAAGAACUGCAGUGUCUGCUGGAUAAAGAAAAAGAAGACAUUAAUGUGGGCGAUGAGUUUAAGCGAACCCCCCUACACUUCGCUGUGUUGGGAAGUUUUGAACAAGGUGUGACCUUACUACUAGAAAGAGGUGCCCAAGUGAAUGCGUGUGAUGCGAUACAGCAGACACCCUUCCACUGGAGCUGCUUGGUCAAAAGUCAAAAUAUGAUCAAUGCUCUUCUAGAUAAAGGAGCAGAGAUCAAUCGGUCGGAUAUAGAUGGGAACACUCCCAUUAAUAUGGCAGUGAACAUAAAUUUCAAAGAAGGUGUUGAACUGCUGCUCGCUAAAGGAGCGGAUGUGAACACCCAAGACAUGGAAGGAGAUACACCUCUUCACUGUGCCACUAAACAAGGGAACCUGCCGAUGGUAGAGAUGCUGUUAAAUAAUGGAGCCAAUUUAAAGCUCAAGAACAACAACGGUGAAACGGCUUUGCACGUAGCUGCCUGGACAUGUAAAAGGACUCUUAUAAGGUUGUUGUUAUUGUACGGUGCUGAGGUGAAUGCCCAGGAUCACAAUGGCAGCACACUUUUACAUCUGAUCUUCGAGAGACUGCCCUUCAGUGAGAGUGGUGUUGUGGAGGAUUUACUCGAUUGGGGAGCCUCUCUGAUUAUCACAGAUAAGGCUGGAAAGACACCUUUGACCUUAGCGUCCGAUCCGUCGGAUCGUUUUAAUGGUUGCAGUAAAUACGUUCUUUCAUUUUUCAGAGCUUUGACCAUAGACACCAAAGUAUCAUUUCAUGCACAUAUUUUAAUUAGACAUUUUAUUAAAUUGCAGUGUGUUAAUUUACGACUCGCUUAUAAGUCAAGUUACAUGACUAUCUACUCUCUAGAGGGAUACAAAACAUUAUGUGCCAAAGAAUUGGCAAGAUUGAAAACAACCAGAUUUGGCAAUCAAUCCGUACUUAAUGUGUUUUCCACAUAUGAAGACCCUACAUUUUUAUCAAAUGUUGAAAUGCGUGAAGGUAUAUACUCAUCUGAGUUUGAAACAGAGUUCCCAUUAUACACUUUGCUUUUGAGAGCAAUGUUUCAGACAUGUCUAGGCGGUUCUUUAGUAGUCCAGGGGAGAUCUCCUCUUAUUGUGGCAGCAAUCAUAACAUUCAAGGAAGGUAUUGCAUUAAUGCUUACUAGAGGAGCUGAUGUGAAUACCCAAGACAUGGCAGGAUGUUCACCUCUACACUAUGCUACUAUAAGUAGGUACCUGCAUAUAGUAGAGAUGCUGUUAAAUAAUGGAGCUAAAUUGAACCUUAAGAACAACAAUGGUUACACCGCUUUGCACAUAGCUGCCAAGUCGUCUCAUAGGUGUAUUGUAAGACUGUUGUUACUGUACGGUGCUGAGGUGAAUGCUCAGGAUCACAGUGGCAGCACACCUUUACAUCUGAUUGUCCAUGGACUGGACGACAGUCAGAACGAUGUUGUGGAGGAUUUACUCGACUGGGGGGCAUCGCUGAUUAUUACAGAUGAGGAUGGAAAUACACCUUUGUCCAUAGCGGCUAAGAAGUGGGUUCCUGGGGAUGGUUUGAUUAAACACCUUAUUAAAUUGCAAUGUGUUAAUUUACAACUCGCUUACAAGGCAAGUUAUACAUGCUCUAACUAUUCUCUAGAGGGAUACAAAACAUUGUGCUCCGAAGAAUUGACAAAGUUGAAAAUAACCAGAUUUGGCAUUCAAUCCGUACUUGAUGUGUUUUCCAAAUAUGAAGACCCUACAUUUUUAUCAAAUGUUGAAAUGUGUGAAGCUAUAUACUCGUCUGAGUUUGAAACAGAGUUCCCGUUAUACACUGUCCUUUUGAGAGCAAUGUUCAGACAUGCUGAGAAACGCGUUGCUUUGUUGAAUGCUGCUCAGGGUGUUCUUAUCCACGUGAUUGAUGCACACGUACCCUAUGAGAUUUCCAGAAAAAUUAUCUCCUACUUGUCUAAUGACGACAUUGUGAACAAAAUAACUGCUGAGAAUUGCGUAGCAGGAGUAUCCAUCAAGUUGAGUGGCAAAGAAAUUCUAUACAUUCUAGGAGUAUAUCACCCUCCUAUAAAACGCCAAGAAACUAUCGUUCGAGCACUUGAGCUCCUGUCAGAUAUACUGGGCUCAUUUCCAUCUUCAGACAAGGGCAAGGUACUUCUAAUAGGUGACAUCAAUAUCGACAACUUGCAGCCAUUGCCUGAAAGAACCCUUUUCAACGACCUUAUGGCUUCACACAGCCUGACGAGGCUUCAACUCCCAGCAACUAGGAUUACUGCAUCUUCACAAACAUCUAUUGAUGCCAUAUGUACAAACGUCAGUACAAAUCUUAUUAAUGUUGAUAUAAUGCAUACGGCGAUCUCAGACCACACUUGUCAGCUUUGUCACCUCACUUUCCCAGCAAGACAACGAAUAACAGAAUCUUCUCUUCGUCGUCACCUCAAUGCAGGAAAUUUGCACAACCUAAAACAAAAUCUUGCAGCUGAGAACUGGAUUGGAGUUUUUGGUUCAGACAAUGUAGAUGGCGCAUAUGAGUCUCUCAUUCACACUCUAACUUUUAAUCUAGAUAUAUACUGCCCCCUGAAGAAGUCUAGACAAAACCGCAACUACAAAAUAUCUGCAUGCUACGACGAAGAAGCAAAGCUAUUGAAAGAGGAAUUUUUGGAGGCUCAAAGGAAGUACAUCCUGAAUAACUCAGACAAUGAUAAACAGACUGCUGUUCGACUAAAAAAAGCCUACGACUUAAAACUUAGGUCUCUAAGAAAAGAAAAUAGCGCAUCUGUCAUUAGCCGAUCUAUGAAUAAAAGCAAAGCUGUUUGGAAAAUAAUCAAUGGUGAGAGGAAAUCGUCCAAAGAGUCUUCUGUAAAUGCCAUAAACCUUGAAGUAAAUGGAAGAGUGGUAAAUAAUGCUACAGACAUAGCUAAUCACUUCAACAGAUACUUUACAACAAUAGCAGAUGAAACAAUUAGAGUAAAUAAUAGCAGCCCUUCUUAUAACCAAGCUGAAACUACUCACACAAUCCCUGUGGAACAAACUAUACAUAUCCUGAAACCCGUAUCAAUUGAAGAGCUUGCAAUUACAAUAGAUUCAUUGAAGCCUAAAUCUUCAACGGGAGUGGAUGGAAUCUCAGUUAAAAUACUGAAAGCAGCCAAACAUGAACUUCUACCACCCUUGCUUCAUGUCAUCCAGCUGUCGUUGGCCCAGGGUGUGUUUCCACAAAAACUAAAAACCGCCAAAGUUUUUCCUCUUCUCAAAGAAGGCAGUAAAGAUGAAAUAGGGAAUUACAGGCCCAUCUCAUUAAUCCCCACUAUCUCUAAGAUCCUCGAGAGGAUUGUUCUAUCUAGAAUCCUUGAACACCUAAAUAUCAACAAUCUUCUCACUGAUAGACAACAUGGUUUUGUAAAGGUUAGGUCCACUCUCACAGCCUUGGUGGAUUUGUUUGAAUUUAUUGUGGAUGGCAUAGAAAAUGGAGAUAGUGUUGUGGGCAUUUUUGUUGACAUGAGCAAGGCCUUUGAUUGUUUAAGCCAUGACAUGAUUGUGACAAAAUUACACCAUCUUGGUAUCCGAGAUACGGCACUGUGUUGGUCUCGAUCUUAUCUUUCUAACAGAAACCAAGUGGUUGAAAUAGCUCAAUCCAUCAAAGGCAUCAGAUCCACAUCCAGAUCAGACUCUCGGCCCAUGAGUGAGAUGGAAGCUGCAAGUCUGGUGAUAAACAUCACAUCAAGGGUAGGAGAUGAAGCUCUCUUCUUUCUACUGUGGAUUUUCUUACCAUUCUCAGUCCUGCUGCUGACUGCCAUGGUGGUCUACAAGCUCAAGCAACCCCACAACAAUUCUGAUGUGUCGUUACGAACACAUGUGUACGAAGUUCAUCGAAUUGCUGGGGAAGUGUCUGCUUCAAUGGACAGUGUCAAGCAAUGUAUCCUGUUGCUAAAUCAGUUCCCCUCCUUGGUCAACCAUCCCAUGCCUCCUUACUGCUUCACUCCUUUCCUGAGGGCGUGCUGGAGUGGCAACACACCAUUAGUUAGAUACAUGCUGAAAAAUGGAGCGGACUUGCAUUCGUGUACUAUUAUUAGUAGAGAAACUCCUAUUUUACUGGCAGCGUACCGAGUUAUCAAGAACAAAGUAUGGGACCCAAGUGUUCUGAAUCUCCUCCAUGAAGCAGGUUGUGAUCUGAGUGAGCCAAACAAGAAAGGUAGCACCGCACUACACCUGGCCGCACGUGAAGGUCACACCUCACUCACCUACUGGCUGCUGGUACGCGGUGCACACCUCACCUUACGCUGUUCCUCCAAGCAGAAGACUCCUUACCAAGUUGCUAUGACCCAUGAGGACUUGAAACAUAGAAGUGUAGCAGCCAUUCUCCACACAUUCUCUCCCGAGAUGGUUUGCCAGCAUCCAGACCCACCCAAACAGCACCACGGUGACCGGGCCGAAAAGAAAAGACAGUGA
This is a messenger RNA of Homalodisca vitripennis (glassy-winged sharpshooter), 5918 nucleotides long. RefSeq lists its product as uncharacterized. The transcript has 13 exons. Lineage: Eukaryota; Metazoa; Arthropoda; Insecta; Hemiptera; Cicadellidae. The coding region runs from base 132 to 5918 and encodes 1928 amino acids. The record is from RefSeq and is a predicted model, not a curated record. Gene Ontology annotation, molecular function: protein binding.